Molecule: messenger RNA, 1323 nt
Organism: Paraglomus occultum
Lineage: Eukaryota; Fungi; Glomeromycota; Glomeromycetes; Paraglomerales; Paraglomeraceae
Source: the annotation of a GenBank genome assembly
AUGCUAAAGUUUGGCAUAAAACUACUACAAGAUAGAAAGUCAAGAGAGUUGCAGGUCAAAAGUGGUAAUGCUGGAACAAAUACCACUCUCCCAGCUUUUGAAUGGCAACUCGUCGCAACCCCUCAAACCACCGGCUCUGGACACCUUCAAUUACCUGAUGAUGCCAUCCUUGGUUCAUCCGGAAAACGUCGUCAUUCCUCUGUCCGUUACAGCUCAUCAUCUAAAAGAGAUACCGUCGCUUCCCCCGAAUCCUCUCGAUUACGCAUGAUACAAAUCAUACACAAUGAAGAAGCACGAGCAAAAUUUCGAGCUUAUCUGGUGUCGCAGUACUGCGAAGAAAAUUUAGACUUUUAUGUCCAAGUUAUGGAAUAUAGAGAAAUAUUCGAAGAAGUAGAAAGAUCAAUGCUAAAAGGAGAAGAAAGAGCAAGGAGGGAGAAAGACAUGAGGAGAGAAGCUAUUAGCAUGGCUAGCUGCAUAUGGAAUCUAUAUUUGAAUGAUGAAAAAGCAAGCAAACCGUUAAACGUUCCCAGAGAGUUGAGUAAUCAAUGUCGAAGAAAUGUCGAAGAAGGAAACUACACGGUAGAUUUGUUUGACAAACUACAACAGCAUUGCUUCGAAUUGAUGGUCCAAGAUUCUCUUCCAAAAUUCACCCACUUGGGGAUACGCACAGUGAACUUGCUCGCGAACGGGAGAGGUAUUCCUGAGAAACGACAACUUCCACCAUCACCCCCAUCACCGUCGUCGCAAUCAUCAUCUUCAUCUGUGUCUUCAUCUUUGGUACAAUCCCAUCAACAAAGCGGAAUAUCAAUGGCUUCGUUUUCGAAUCUUACACGAAGGAUGCUGGCGCCACGAAGAGAUUCUGUAUCAUCCAUAUCAUCACAGACAAGCACAAUUGCAGCGACAGUUAGUAGUACAAACACUUCAAGAAACUCGUCAGCAAAUAAUUCUCCAAAGCUACAAGGGAUGCCUGGGUGUUAUCCGGCGUCGCGGGUUGGCUGUGCUAACAUGCUGUCGGAAAGGAGUGAUAAUAGUAUUAAUAGUGAGUUUGAAAGGGAGUGCGACGGGUAUGGGAUUGAAGCAACGGACAAUGAUAAUCAACACCGUGGCGGUUAUUAUAAUGGAAACGGACAUAAUUCAUCUAACGUUGUAUACCCAAAACGUAUGAAUAACGUGCAUCCUGCGAUAACAGAAUUGAGCAUCAACCUAAGACGCAAUAUGUCUGCUCCUAAUCUCCAUCUGAAUGUAAUUAAGCCGUCCUGGAUUCAUGGAGGAAGUAUAGAUAGCUCUUUUAUGGACAAGUCACUCCCACCUACUCCCUCAUAG